AUGGGUCGCUCUGAAAUCGUCCACGUCGGUGACAGGCAGUCGACGGAGGUAGCGGCUGGAAGCGGUGAUCCACAAGGCUCCGUUCUUGGCCCUACCCUAUUCAUUAUAUACGUCAACGACUGCGUCAGUGAACUGAAUUAUGAUGUCGCCAUGUUCGCUGAUAAUGUUAAACUUUUGAUCGUCAUCCCAACAGAAUUUGACGAAGAGCGCUUGCAGGCAGACCUGACCCGACUCGAGAAAUGGUCACAGGACUGGCUUCUGCCGUUUAAUGUGACUAAGUGCAAUGCUUUGCGAGUCGGCAGGACCCGAUCUCAAAACCGGAGGGUUCACUACCUAAAUGGCGUACCACUGCAGGAGGUAGACGCCCAGAAGGACUUGGGUGUGUGGGUAACGGCUUCUCGAAAACCGGCGCUCCACUGCUCCAAGGUAGCCAAGUCUGCGAUGUCAGUCCUUUAUCUUGUCAAGAGAGCUUUCUCUACCUUCGAUGAGGAAUGCUUCGUUAAAGUCUUUCGGACUUUCCUACGGCCACAGCUAGAGUUCGCUAUUCAGGCGUGA
Spirometra erinaceieuropaei is the source of this 555-nucleotide messenger RNA. The record is from the annotation of a GenBank genome assembly. NCBI's taxonomy places the organism in Eukaryota, Metazoa, Platyhelminthes, Cestoda, Diphyllobothriidea, Diphyllobothriidae.